Messenger RNA from Bradysia coprophila, 1192 nucleotides. Its product is annotated as sulfotransferase 1C4-like. Gene Ontology annotation, molecular function: sulfotransferase activity. The record is from RefSeq and is a predicted model, not a curated record. Lineage: Eukaryota; Metazoa; Arthropoda; Insecta; Diptera; Sciaridae.
GUACAAAAAUCAGCGGUUUGUUCAGAUGUUAACAUCUAAGUCAGUAUCUGUUCAACAAUGGAAUUAAAUGGAUCAGUUGGUUCGAAAAAUUACAAAAAAUUACCGUUUGAAAUAGUGUCUAUCGACGAAGCAUCGAAGGAACGGGUCCUGUUAUAUUUUAAAGGACCUUUCGCUGGUUUGCUACAAGUAGGACCCGAGAAAUGGAUUAUGCCAAAACAGUACUCACAAUGUGCUGAAAAAUUGUAUAACUUUGAAGCACGUUCAGAUGACAUCUGGAUUACAACCUAUCCACGAUCAGGCACAACAUGGACACAAGAAAUGAUGUGGCUACUAUGUAACGACCUGAACUAUGAAGCAGCGAAAGAAACGGUACUGGGCGCUCGUUUUCCAUUUUUCGAGAUGAAUGCGCUGAUGGUAGAUGAAAAUUCGAGCGAUGAUGAAACGGUGCGAUUGAAAAAAUUUCUUCCGCCAUCACCCUUAGAUGUUUUACCUGAAAUGACUUCUCCACGAUUCAUCAAAACUCAUCUUCCGAUAAAGCUGAUGCCUCACGAUGUCCUAUCGAAAGGCUGCAAAAUUGUCUACGUCGCCAGGAAUCCAAAAGAUGUCGCAGUCUCCUACUAUCAUUUUGUCAAAAAUCCUGCAUUUAGUUACACUGGCAACUUUGAAGAAUUUGCGGAUUUUUUCAUCGAUAACUUAGUUAUUUGGGGCUCGCAUUUGGAACAUGUAAAAGAUGCAUGGAACCGUCGCAACGACAGUAACGUUUUGUUUCUGUUUUAUGAAGAUUUGCUAAUUGAUUUGGAAAAUUCUCUAAAAAAAUUGGCUUCAUUCCUCGGACGUCCACUAUGCGACAAGGAUCUUCCAGAUUUGAUGGAACAUCUGAACAUUGAUAAUUUCAAAGAUAAUAAUUCUGUCAACAUGAAGGAUGUAAUGGAAAAGGGCGGUUCCAAAUGGAGCUUUAUUCGUCGCGGUCGAAUCGGAGGCAAUCAGGAAAUGACUGCUGAAAUCUCUAAGAAAUUCGACGAAUGGACUGAUGAGCAACUGAAGGGUACUGGAAUACGAUUUAAUUGUUAGUUAUACAAUUCAAGUAUAAUGUUAAUCGAGUUGCUAUUACUUUAAAGACGUCACAUCAAACAGAUAAGAAACGGAAUAAUUAUCUGAACAACACUGAUAACGUUAAUAAAAUAUGUUUGUU